Messenger RNA from Manis pentadactyla (Chinese pangolin), 5192 nucleotides. It is a transcript of the gene GLI1, whose product is annotated as GLI family zinc finger 1. Gene Ontology annotation, biological process: smoothened signaling pathway; regulation of transcription by RNA polymerase II. Gene Ontology annotation, cellular component: nucleus. Bases 1859 to 5182 code for a protein of 1107 amino acids. The record is from RefSeq and is a predicted model, not a curated record. Gene Ontology annotation, molecular function: DNA-binding transcription factor activity, RNA polymerase II-specific; RNA polymerase II cis-regulatory region sequence-specific DNA binding. The transcript has 13 exons. NCBI's taxonomy places the organism in Eukaryota, Metazoa, Chordata, Mammalia, Pholidota, Manidae.
CUGGAGUGUGUGCCAGGUCCCUUCUCCACUGACCAUUGGUCUUGCCUGACCCUCUGGGUGUAACUGGUGUCCAGGCCAAAGUCAUGAGAAGGUGUUUAGGACAGCUCCAGAAAUGGGAGUCAGGAGUGAGGGGUGGUGAGCCUGAGAAGGGUCAAAUAGGACUCCUUGUCUGUUCCUCCACAGUUACUACCUAUAUUGGUGGGGUCUGAGACCCCUUCCUAGCUUCACCUUUUCCCCUUGACCCUCAGACUGAACAGUUAACCUACUUUCUAGGCCCAAGGAGGUGGUUCUGGGAAGCAGAGCAAGAAUAUGGGAGCUCUGUCUGAGGGGUGAGAGAAAAGGAAGAGACUCCUUUCCCCACCAUUGCUUUUUCCCCUUUCUCAGAAAAGCCGGAGAGACUAAAAUAGUUGCCCUUUCCCCUGCCUCAGGUGCAUCACCAUGGAAACACGAAUCCAAAGGGUCAGGACACUCCCCUGUCAGACACUAGGGCUCUGCAUUAGCAGCCUCUGCAGUGUGUCCACCCUUUCUUGAGACUCAUACGACCCCUCCCUGGGCUCCUAACUGGGCUUUGGAGAGGGGACAUCCUAAGCCUCCUACUCCUUCAGCAGCCCCAGUCUCCUCUUGCGUCCGGACACCGAGAGGGUGUCGUGUGCCAGAAAGGCCAGCAGAGGGAGCAGACGACCUUGAAGCGCCGGAGGAGAGCGGGCUUUGCAGAGGUGCCGAAGUGGCCGCAGUCACCAUAACUUCUUUGGGAGGGAGAGCGAGGAGUCUUGGCGACCAGUACUUCAGCCCGGAGGUUCCUUAGUAAUCUUGUGAACACAUACUCGGCUCGCAGAGCCUCAGCCGCUGCUUUUCUUUUUUAUGCUCUAUAGACCCCUCACCCGCAACCCAACUCUGUCCCAGUCCUGUUCCCACCAAACGCCAAAUCUGUCCUAAAUCCUUCGUGUUCCAUCCAAAGGCAGAGGCCGGCAGAUAGAUUACAGGAUGGCGGAAUGCUCGGGAAGCACCCACAAGGUCGAUGACCCUGCCUCCAAUAUUAUCUUUCUCGGAUGAACUUUCUUUUGUCGCUCCCCCCUCCCCCCAAUAUAUUUCUCAAUGUUUUUUUCUGGCUCUGCUUCAGGGCCUCUUCAUGGGCCGCCGAUCCAACAAUCCAUGCCGGGAUUUACUGCCCACCAGCAGCAGCGUGUUGGGGGGGCAGUGUAGGCAGUAUAGGGUCCCUCAAGGGAGGGGGAGGAUCCUGGGGGUCCUGGGGGUGCAAUAAGCCCGGCACCCCCUCUCUGGCUUCCAGCUACCCCGCCUCAUCCUCCAGAACGGCAAGAGGGAGGGAAAUAGGAGGGAGGUGAGGGACGAGCGGGAAGAGCGGCGGCGAGCCGGCGGCUUGAGCGAGAAAAAGUUUUUGCAAAAGGAAAAAAAAAGUUUGCGCUUCUCGCGGGUGGUCCCGGCUCUGGGCCCGGCGGGCUGGGCCGGCUGAAGGGCUGGCGGCCAGGUUAGGGGGGGCGGGGGUGGCACUGAGGCUACGCUGCCGUGGCCCUGUCUGCCCCCCCUCCCACCGCACAUCCCCCAGCCCGGACUCCAGCCCUGGACCGCGCACCCCGAGCCCUGCGCCCAGACGGAGCUUGUCUGUCUUCGGCAAUCGUGGAUCUCUUUGUCCGACUCCGCCUCUCCCAUCUAUUAGAGACACCUCACUUUCGUGAGGUUUGGAUGAAGAGGCUGGAGCGACUGCUAGCUGGAGGUCUGCGUGAUAGAGAGGGAACUCCAGCUGUGCUCUGAGUGCCGGCAGGAAGACGUCGGUGUUUCUGAAAGGAGGGGACAGCAAAGGAUUGAACUCUAGUAUUCCUGCACUCUGCUCUGAGGCACCAUGUUCAACUCGAUGACCCCACCGCCAGUCAGUAGCUACGGCGAGCCCUGCUGCCUCCGGCCUCUCCCCAGUCAGGGGGGCCCCAGCAUGGGAACAGAAGGACUGCCUGGUCUGCCCUUCUGCCAUCAGGCCAACCUUAUGUCAGGUCCCCAGAGUUACCGGCCAGCCAGAGAGAAUGACAGCUUCACAGAGGCCCCACUCUUUCCUCCUCCCCGGAGUGCAGUCAAGUUGACCAAGAAGCGGGCGCUCUCCAUUUCACCUCUGUCAGACGCCAGCCUGGACCUGCAGACAGUUAUCCGCACCUCACCCAGCUCCCUCGUGGCCUUCAUCAACUCUCGCUGCACAUCUCCAGGGGGCUCCUAUGGCCACCUGUCCAUCAGCACCAUGAGCCCAUCUCUGGGAUUCCCACCCCAGAUGAAUCGCCAAAAAGGGACCUCGCCUUCCUUCGGGGUCCAGGCCUGUGGUCCCCAUGACACCACCCAGGGUGGGAUGAUGCCGCAUCCUCAGUCCCGGGGAGCCCUCCCAACUUGCCAGCUGAAGUCUGAGCUGGACAUGCUGGCUGGCAAGUGCGUGGAGGAGCCCCUGGAAGGUGAUAUAUCCAGCCCCAACUCCACAGGCACACAGGAUCCCCUGCUGGGGAUACUGGAUGGGCGUGAGGACCUGGAGAGGGAGGAGAAGCCUGAGCCUGAAUUUGUGUAUGAGACUGACUGCCGCUGGGCUGGCUGCAGCCAGGAGUUUGAUUCCCAGGAGCAGCUGGUGCAUCACAUCAAUAGCGAGCACAUCCACGGGGAGCGGAAAGAGUUUGUGUGCCACUGGGGGGGCUGCUCCAGGGAGCUGCGGCCCUUCAAAGCCCAGUACAUGCUGGUGGUCCACAUGCGCAGACACACGGGCGAGAAGCCACACAAGUGCACGUUUGAGGGGUGCCGGAAGUCAUACUCACGCCUUGAGAAUCUGAAGACGCACCUGCGGUCACACACGGGUGAGAAGCCAUACAUGUGUGAGCACCAGGGCUGCAGCAAAGCCUUCAGCAAUGCCAGUGACCGAGCCAAGCACCAGAACCGGACCCACUCCAAUGAGAAGCCAUAUGUGUGUAAGCUCCCUGGCUGCACCAAACGCUACACAGAUCCCAGCUCACUCCGGAAACAUGUCAAGACAGUGCAUGGUCCUGAUGCCCAUGUGACCAAGCGGCACCGAGGUGAUGGCCCCCUGCCCCGGGCAUCAUCCCUUCCCACAGUGGAGCCCAAGAGGGAGCAGGACGGAGGCCCCAUCAGGGAAGAGAGCAGACUGACUGUGCCAGAAGGGGCCAUGAAGCCACAGCCAAGCCCUGGGGCCCAGUCAUCCUGCAGCAGUGACCACUCCCCAGCAGGCAGUGCAGCCAAUACAGACAGUGGUGUGGAAAUGACUGGAAAUGCAGGGGGCAGCACUGAGGACCUGUCCAGCCUGGAUGAGGGGUCUUUCAUUGCUGGCCCUGGGCUGUCCACUCUUCGCCGCCUUGAGAAUCUCAGGCUGGAUCAGCUACAUCAACUCCGGCCAGUAGGGCCCCGGGGCCUCAAACUGCCAAGCUUGACCCACACAGGCACCCCUGUGUCCCGCCGUCUUGGCCCUCCGGUUUCUCUUGAUCGCCGCAGCAGCAGCUCCAGCAGUGUCAGCUCAGCCUAUACUGUCAGCCGCCGCUCCUCCCUGGCCUCACCUUUUCCCCCUGGCUCCCCACCAGAGAAUGGAGCAUCCUCUCUGCCUGGCCUCAUGCCUGCCCAGCACUACCUGCUCCGGGCAAGAUGUGCUUCAGCCAGGGGAGGUGGUACCCCAGCUACUGCAGCACCCAGCCUGGAUCGGAUGGGAGGUCUUCCUGCACCUCCCUGGAGAAGUCAAACUGAGUAUCCAGGGUACAACCCAAAUGUAGGAGUCACCCGGAGGGCCAGUGACCCAGCCCGGGCUGUUGACCGCCCUGCCCCAGCCAGAGUCCAGCGAUUCAAGAGCCUGGGUUGUGUCCACACACCUCCCACUGUGGCAGGGGGAAGAAGGAACUUCGAUUCCCAACUCCCAAUCUCUGUCUACUCACCACAGCCCCCCAGCAUCACUGAGAAUGUCGCAAUGGAUACCAGAGGGCUACGGGAAGAGCCAGAGGUUGGGACCUCCAUAAUGGGCAGUGGUCUGAACCCCUAUAUGGGUUUCCCACCUGCCAAUACUCUGGGAUAUGAGGGGCCUGAAGGGGCAGUAGCUGAGCUUUAUGGAGCAGCUAGGGGUCCAGGCUCCCUGCCUCUUGGGCCUGGUCCACCUGCCAACUACGGCCCCAACUCCUGUCCCCAGCAGGUCUCUUAUCCUGAACCUAUGCCAGAAACAUGGGGUGAGUUCCCUUCCCACUCUGGGCUUUCCCCAAGCCCCAAGCCUCCAGCUGGAGCCUACAGCCAGUGUCCUCAUCUUGAACAUUAUGGACAAGUGCAGGUCAAGCCAGAACAGGGGUGUCCAAUGGGAUCUGACUCCACAGGACUGGCACCCUGCCUCAAUGCCCACCCCAAUGAGGGGCCUCCAUGCCCACAGCCUCUGUUCUCCCACUACCCCCACCCACUGCCUCCCCAAUAUCCCCAGUCAGACACCUAUACCCAGUCACCCCCUGAUUAUCUUCCUUCAGAACCCAGGCCUGGCUUGGACUUUGAUUCCCCCAGUCAUUCCACAGGGCAGCUCAAGGCUCAGCUUGUGUGUAAUUAUGUUCAGUCUCAACAGGAGCUACUGUGGGAGGGUGGGGGCAGAGGAGACCCCCCAGUCCAGGAACCUCUCUACCAGAGUGCCAAGUUUCUGGAGGGUUCCCAGGUUAGCCCAAACCCUGCCAAGACCCCCAUGUCCACAUAUGGACCUGGCUUUGCCCCAAACCUGCCCUGUCAUCAGUCGGGCCCCUAUGCCACCCCUUCAGCAUGCCGUGGAAACUUUGCGUUGGGGGCAAACGAGGCUUCCCACCGGGGAGCAGCACUACCCCGACUUCUGCCCCCACUGCCCACAUGCUGUGGGCCCCUCAAGGCAGGGGGCACCAACCCCAGCUGUGGGCAUCCAGAGGCCAGCAGGCUGGGAAGGGGUCCUGCCCUGUGCCCUCCUCCUGAAGGGCAGGUAUGUAACCCUCUGGACUCUCUUGAUCUUGACAACACUCGGCUGGACUUUGUGGCUAUUCUGGAUGAGACACAGGGGCCAAGUCCUCCCCCUUCCCAUGACCAGGGGGAUAGUUAUGAGCAUACACCACCUCCCUCUGGGCCUCCCAACAUGGCUGUGGGCAACAUGAGUGUCUUACUGGGAUCCCUGCCUGGGGAGACACAGUUCCUCAACUCCAGUGCCUAAAGAGCAGAGA